Sebastes umbrosus (honeycomb rockfish) is the source of this 1079-nucleotide messenger RNA. Its product is annotated as caspase-6-like. The coding region runs from base 88 to 987 and encodes 299 amino acids. Gene Ontology annotation, biological process: proteolysis; apoptotic process. The transcript is spliced from 8 exons. NCBI's taxonomy places the organism in Eukaryota, Metazoa, Chordata, Actinopteri, Perciformes, Sebastidae. The record is from RefSeq and is a predicted model, not a curated record. Gene Ontology annotation, cellular component: cytoplasm.
UACGUGGUGACUCGUCGGUGUUGCCUUGACGAAGCAGAUUAAUUUCUCAGUGGAGUCAGUCGGAGUGAAGACAGACAACCUGUAAACAUGUCAAACACGGCAGGAGACGGAGGUAGAGGAAGUGUUGCUAGAGGCAACAAGACAGAAACAGACAGGGCGGCGUGCACGGAGAACCUAACAGAGACUGAUGCCUUCAUCAGAAGCUCUUUAGCUUUGGAUCCUGCAGAGGAGUACAAGAUGGACAACAAACACCGAGGCGUUGCACUCAUCUUUAACCAGGAGCGCUUCUUCUGGCGCCUGGGGUUAAGUGACCGGCAUGGAACCAAUGCAGACCGCUACAACCUGGAGAAAAGACUGAGGGAUCUAAACUUUGAUGUUCAGGCUUGUGAUAACUACAAACAGGUGGAAGUGUUGGAUAAAAUCAGUGAAGCCGCAGAGGCUAACCAUUCAGACGCAGACUGCUUUUUGCUCGUCUUCCUGAGCCACGGCGAGAAUGAUCACGUUUACACCUACGAUGGCAAGAUCAGCAUUCAGGAUAUCACAUCCCUGUUCAAAGGAGACAAGUGCAGAAGCCUCGUAGGAAAGCCGAAGAUCUUUAUAUUACAGGCAUGCCGCGGAGACAAGCACGAUGAACCAGUGACUGCCUGUGAUGCCGUGGACAGCGAGCUGAAUGAGGUCGUAGUGGACGCCAGCGCCGUACACACCCUCCCUGCUGGGGCUGAUUUCAUCAUGUGCUACUCUGUGGCUGAAGGAUACUAUUCCCACCGGGAGACCAUCAACGGCUCCUGGUAUGUCCAGGAUCUGUGUGAGCUGCUUCAAAAGUAUGGGAACCACCUUGAAUUCACAGAAUUACUGACGCUGGUCAAUAGGAAAGUGUCAAUGAGGAGCGUUGGGAACAGUAGUGACCGGAACGCCAUAGGGAAGAAGCAAGUACCUUGCUUUGCUUCAAUGCUCACCAAGAAACUCUACUUACGACCAAAACAGUAACCGUUUCAGACCUCAGUCAUAAGAUGAGCUGGUUUUAUAUUAAUACCUGGGAAACCGAGUCUCCUGGGUGAUUUUAAAGAUUUUUUUCUCUA